CUCCCUCAUCUGUUCCAAGUGCUGCUCGAACAGCUCGGCUCGUUAUUCUCUUCAGUUUUUCGCCAAGAGCAAGUGUUGGCAGACGUAUCAGCUCGACGGUCCAGCAGCCACUUUCCAAGUCCGUCUCAUCGUAAUUCUUAUCUGUUGCCUUAAUUACCCCAGUAGUAGUUGUUUUCUUCCUAGAACGAGCCUUCAUUUUCUUGAGCAGAAAAUAACUAUAACACAUGUUGAUGUAAGAAGACUCUUGGGAUUGGUCGACUCGCAGAGAAAUUUCAGAGCAAAAUAGCGGGUGUUUCAGCGCCGGAGGCGAGUAGUUCCUUGCCAAUGUACCGUACUUGUUUUUUGUUUUCGUUGGAAAUGAGAAAAGAAUUCCUCCGGUUCUUUCUUUAGUCGACUUUGUGCGGGUUGGAAUAGUUGACGUCGAUAACACCCUCAUCACCGUUCCCACUCGUCGAUACGAUACGGGACUCGGGCAGUGUCUCCUUACUCGUUAAUUAGGUAUUGAUUUUCGCCUUGAAUUAUUUUCGCCACGUUGGAAAGCUCGUCUCUCUCUCUCUCAAAGCAAACAAACAAACCAACGCGUUGCUUUGCUCUCGUUUUCAUCUAGUCCAGCCCCGGCUAGCUAGUAGCUAGCUCAAAGAGGUCAAGGGGCUGUGCUGUGCUGUCUAAUAAGUCUUCGCUUGAAUUGCGUCUCUCUCCUUCAUUCGAGACGACACUCGAUCAAGUGUCGCUACGUGCAUUUCGUUUGUGUUGCGAUCGUUACGGGCCGAUUUGAACGUUACACAGCGCCGGCUCAUUGCCAACUUUGCAUUUUUUUUGUUUUCCAAAGGAAAGAAGAUUGACGAACUUGAACUAUACCCCCCCCCCCCCCUCCAUUGUGUGUUCAUUAAUCUCCCGACACGUUCAUUAGCCUUCGUGAAAAACAAGUGAUUGUGAAUUAUUUUAUUUACCCAUCACCACAGCAGUUGGGUCAAAACCAAAACCGUUUUCUCAGCUCUUUCUCCUAUACAUAGUUGUUUAUUUCACCGCUAGAUGUCGCUUCUGGUCGUCUAGAGAACAAAUUCAGAGGAUAACAAAUCCCAAACGCAAACUAAAUCAAUGACCAUAGCUGGUGUGUCGCUGAUUAUUAUUAUUCCGUCGUGUCAAACUCUCAUAGCUCUCGCGGCGAGUAGUUGCGAGUUCAUUUUCAAUUUCUGACCGAAUUUUUGGUAAAAGUCAAAAUCUCAGAAAGAUGGAAAAACAAUUUUCAAGUGACGGAUUUCGCAAGUAUCCAUCGUUACGUGAUCACCCACUCAAGACGGCCGCCCAGUGGUUGGCUGGGCGGGCGUUGGACGACGGUCACGACCAGCUGUGGCGUGUCGGCGACAAUCUUUACGACCUGUCGGCCUUCGUUGCAACUCAUCCGGGCGGGAGCGAGUGGCUGGAAGUGACGCGCGGAAUGGACAUCACCGAAGCCUUCGAGUACUCCCACUUGAGUCCCCACGUCCGCACUGUUUUGGCCAAGUAUUACGUCCGGCCGGCCGGAGUCGCCCGCAACUCGCCGUACACUUUCGAGCCGGACGGUUUUUACAUGACGCUCAAACAGCGCGUCCACCGCCACCUUUCCACUCGGGUGAGCCGGGAGGAGAAGGAGGCGGCCCACAGGAGGAUCACCACCAUCCAGGAUCGAAUCGUCGCCACUUUCUUCCUGCUGCUGAUAGCCACGGCCUGGACCGAAUCCUACGCGUCGGCCGUCCUGGCCGGCCUCGUCCUCAUGCUCAACAUCAACUGCUCGCACAAUUUCUACCACAAGAAGAACAACUGGCGCAUGUACUGCUGGGAUCUGGGUCUCCUCUCCUCCUACGAGUGGCGCAUCACUCACGCCCUCAGUCACCAUGGUUACACCAACACCUUGUGGGAUUUCGAACUCUCCGAUUUCGAACCUUUCGCCGACUUUCGGGUCCACCCCAAGAGCUUCUUCAAGCGCUAUGUAAUCCCGCUGAGUGUACUCACGUCGUCGUUCAUCUUCUUCUUCGCCGAGGCCGUCAAACGGAUCAUCACCAUAGCCAUUGGCCAGCAGCGGUUGCGUCCGGAGAACUUGUUGCCGUUGGCUGAAUUGAUUUUCCUUUGCUUGCUGGGCUGCCCGUUCGUCCAGGCCGUCAAAUUGUGGCUGGUUGUCCACGGGGUGAGCAGUUACAUGUUCGGUGUUGUCGGCAUCAUCGCCGCCCAUCACCAUCCGGACAUGUACCACCCCGGAGACGGCCCGUUCCAGUACGGCAACGACUGGGGACUAGGCCAGUUGGACGCCGUUCGCGAUCGCAGAGAUGUGGAAGGCGUUCUGCUGGCGGAAUUGACCAUGUACGGCAACCACAUCCUCCAUCAUCUUUUCCCGACGCUGGAUCAUGGCAUGCUGGACCUCAUCCGGCCCGUCUUCAAGCAAACGUGCCUCGAUUUCAAAUUGCCCGCCGAGUGGGCCCAGCCAACCAGCCCCUACAAUCAGUGGGAUCUCUUUUGGGGAGUGUUCCAGCAGCUGGCCCGCACCCAACCUCGCCCUCUUUCCCGUUCUAAAUCAGAUUGAUCCUCACACACAGCCCUUCCAGAUUUAUUUGUACAAGAUGUUUUUUUUUUCUCUUGUUGGAUUAUUUACUUUAUUAGCAGAUUCGAAAUAUAUAAAAGACUUGAACAGCUAA
Messenger RNA from Daphnia pulicaria, 2669 nucleotides. Its product is annotated as cytochrome b5-related protein-like. Bases 1232 to 2557 code for a protein of 441 amino acids. Gene Ontology annotation, molecular function: heme binding. Gene Ontology annotation, cellular component: mitochondrion. Gene Ontology annotation, biological process: lipid metabolic process. The record is from RefSeq and is a predicted model, not a curated record. The transcript has 2 exons. Lineage: Eukaryota; Metazoa; Arthropoda; Branchiopoda; Diplostraca; Daphniidae.